Messenger RNA from Spathaspora passalidarum NRRL Y-27907, 516 nucleotides. RefSeq lists its product as uncharacterized. The record is from RefSeq and is a predicted model, not a curated record. Bases 1 to 516 code for a protein of 171 amino acids. Gene Ontology annotation, cellular component: mitochondrion; mitochondrial inner membrane. Gene Ontology annotation, biological process: mitochondrial respiratory chain complex IV assembly. The transcript has a single exon. Lineage: Eukaryota; Fungi; Ascomycota; Pichiomycetes; Serinales; Debaryomycetaceae.
AUGGGCUGGUUCAGUAGUGGUAAACCACCAGCUACGGUAUCAGUAGUUUCCGAGUUCAAAUCGGAAGAGCCAAAGUUUUUAGAAGACCUCCCACCGAAAUUUGAAGACAAUUCUCCCAAUGGACAAACCCAUGCGUUGCCACCUAAACAACCCACUAUUCUUGAUGCUGCUAAGCAGAUUUCACUUUCUGACUUUACCAUAGAUCGAUUUGUGCACAUGCCUUGUUUCAGAGAAGCGAUGAUCACUGGUUUCCAAGCCAUGGGUGUGUUGGGGGUAGUCACGUUCCUCAUCCACAAGAACCCGCAAAAGUCAUUCAAUUGGAGUAUUGGUGGAUUCUUUCUUGGUAAUCUAGUUGGGUGGGAACAGUGUCGAAGUUUGAGAAGAAGGAGUUUUGAAGUGAUGGCCAAGGCCAAACAGGCGCGAGAGGAAAAGAAUAUGAAAAAGUGGGAGGAAUUGAAAGGAACUAAAGACGAGGAGUUUGAAAAGUUUCAACAAUUUAAUAAUAGAAAGGAUUAA